This is a messenger RNA of Dama dama (fallow deer), 5521 nucleotides long. It is a transcript of the gene BMP8B, whose product is annotated as bone morphogenetic protein 8b. The record is from RefSeq and is a predicted model, not a curated record. Gene Ontology annotation, molecular function: growth factor activity; cytokine activity. The transcript has 7 exons. Gene Ontology annotation, biological process: SMAD protein signal transduction. Bases 631 to 1929 code for a protein of 432 amino acids. Lineage: Eukaryota; Metazoa; Chordata; Mammalia; Artiodactyla; Cervidae. Gene Ontology annotation, cellular component: extracellular region.
CUGAGCUCAGUGGGGCAGAGACUGUGGUCUUGUCACCCUGGGCCCACAUCUGGGACUUGGCUUGUCAGGAAUGAGUGUCCAGGCCCAGUGAAUGACCGGAUGGACAGUUUGGACUCCCUUUGUUCUCCAGGCAAAGCCCAGCUUUUCCUCUCUGCAGAAAUUAUACUCCAAAUCGUGAAACCAUUUACCAUUGACGUUCUCAAAGAUCACCUUUUCCAUAACUAAACGCUCUUUAAUCUACAUUCAUGAACUUAGGUCUCCCAUCCGCUUUGUUUCCUGUCUGAGGCCAGUGAGGGGCCGGGGUCUGGGCUGCGGCAGACGCCAAGCUAGACCUGGGGACCAAGGACCAUAGAUCAGGCCGAGGUGGGAAGAGCCGUGGGACCCAGAGUGGGGACAGGCCCCUGGCCAGGAACACCAGCCUCCCUUCACCUUGUAACCCUCCCAGCAACCCUGUUGGCAGACAUGAUAUUCAUCCCCAUCUCCCGGAUGAGGACAGUGAGGCUCAGAGAGGCGCUGUCUUGCUCAGGACAACGUGACCUCUGUGUGGCCGAGCCAGGACAGGCUCAGGUUGUUUGGUCUCCAUCCCGGGCUCAAGGAGGUGACAGUUCUGUGUGAGGAGGUCAGGCUUUCAUGGUGGAAAGAGCUGUCAGAGGGGUUUCGGCAGAGGGAUUCAUGGAUCAGAGUGACAGCAGAUUUUAUGCAUCUUCAGCCAUUUGCUUUCUAUGGCAAGGCAAGAAGAGGGGACUGUCAGGGAAGCCUGUUCCCCCCAAACAGCUGGUGAUGGGCUCAGGUGGGAGAGCGAGCCGUAGGAGGCAGCUGUUAACCUCUGCUGAGAUCCCAGUGUCAGCUCGGGACUUGGGCUGGUGGGUUCUAGAUGCCACCUUCGUGGUUAGAGAUGGACAGGGUGGGGAGCUGGGGACAGAGGCAUCCAUAUGUGGAACUGAGGCUGGAGCUCUGUGCUGGGGACAAGCUGACUCCGGGCACAGGACCAAGAAGAGCUGUGGAUACAGUCCCCCUGAGAAUGCCCCCACGGGAGCCCUCCAUCUGCUGGAGCGCGACCCCGCCCUGGGCCACCAGGAGCCCCACUGGAAGGAGUUCCGCUUUGACCUGACUCAGAUCCCGGCCGGGGAGGCCGUCACGGCCGCGGAGUUCCGGAUUUACAAGCUGCCCAGCACUCACCCGCUCAACCAGACGCUCCACAUCAGCAUGUUCGAGGUGGUCCCAGAGCAGUCCAACAGGGAGUCUGACUUGUUCUUUUUGGAUCUUCAGACGCUCCGAUCUGGGGACGAGGGCUGGCUGGUGUUGGACGUGACAGCAGCCAGUGACCGCUGGCUCUUGAACCGUAACAAGGACCUGGGACUCCGCCUCUAUGUGGAAACAGAUGAUGGGCGCAGCGUGGAUCCUGGCCUGGCCGGUCUGCUGGGGCGACAGGCUCCGCGCUCCAAACAGCCUUUCGUGGUCACCUUUUUCAGGGCGAGCCCUGGCCCGGGCCCCGCCCGAGCCCCUCGAGCGGCAAGGCCCCUGAAGAGGAGGCCGCCGAAAAGAACCAACGAGCUGCCGCCCCCGAACAAACUGCCGGGGAUCUUCGACGACGUCCACGGCUCCCACGGCCGGCAGGUGUGCCGUCGGCACGAGUUGUACGUGAGCUUCCAGGACCUGGGCUGGCUGGACUGGGUCAUCGCCCCCCAAGGCUACUCAGCCUAUUACUGUGAAGGGGAGUGCUCCUUCCCGCUGGACUCCUGCAUGAACGCCACCAACCACGCCAUCCUGCAGUCCCUGGUGCACCUGAUGAAGCCGGACGCGGUCCCCAAGGCGUGCUGCGCGCCCACCAAGCUGAGUGCCACCUCCGUGCUCUACUACGACAGCAGCAACAACGUCAUCCUGCGCAAGCACCGCAACAUGGUGGUCCGCGCCUGCGGCUGCCACUGAGGCCCCGCCCCCGCCGGCCGGCCCUCCGCGGGCGCGGGGGCCAGGAGACCCCCCAGCGCCGUCACAGCUCAGGCAGGGUGGCAGUGAGGGCCCCCCUCCCCUGCCCACAUCCUCCAAUGGGCUGGUCCUUCCCAGGCCCUCUGCCCCAUCGCGUGCCUGAUGUCCUGGUGGAACUCUGCAUGGUGGUCUCAGUCAUGCAGCAGGGUUCUACCCCAGCUCCCUCCCCAGAGGCUCAGGCUGACUUAUCUUUGGGGUUGACAGAGAGUCCUGUCUGAGGACCCACUCUUGUCCAUUGCUGGCCCAGCUGCGGGCGGAUGUGGGGUGAACUGAGGCACCUGGAGUCCAGGAUGGCCACCUCAGGCCCUUCACCACCCAGGACUGGGUUUGGGGAUGUGCAGACAGGUCCUGGUCCAUCUCCAGUUGCCUGACCCUCCCGGGUGCAAAACCGGGCAUUUCUGGGCACUCAGAACGUGGAGUCAUCUUCAGUUUUCUAUAUUUGUGCAUCUGAAUGACCAGACUGUUGGCCACAAGGAGGCAUGUGGGUCACCUCCAGAAAGAGCUGAAUGAAUAGCAUGAUUUAGGGCCAAGGCCAGUGUCAAUUACCUUCCCUGUCCUCCUGCCUUGAUCUGUCUCUGCUGUCUGGGGAAGAUGUGCCUUGCAUGGACACUUUGGUGAAACAAAAAAUCUUGGGGGCUUUAUUGACCCCAUCUGUCAGUCACUGUGUUGAACAAUCAGGAGUUCAGCUCUGUGAAAAAGUUACCUUUUCACUGGGCCCAGUAUGGUGGAUACAUUGGGUGGCCCAGGAUGAUAAUGCCCAGCAAGGGUGAAAAAGUUUCUCUUAACUUUCUGCAUGGCAGUCAUCAAUUAUCAACCUUGAUAUUUUUUCGUUCAACUCUGGAGAGAAUUUCAAAGUGAUCAGCACCAAACUCAGGUGGCCACCACCAACAGAUUAGAGUUGUUUGUAGAGUGAAAACUGCCUGCCUUCUCCUGCUAAGGAGCAAUUCACUGCACCCAGGGACACUGGGUGGCCUGUGGCCAGGCAUGGGGCGAGGGCAGGGCUGGUCAGCACCUGCCUGUGUCCAGAAGUUGUCAAAAACAGACUGGUCACCCAAGUCUGCGUCACCCUGUGUGCCCCAGAGUCCCGUCCUGUUUCUUGGGGUCUGUGAGCCAAAGAAAAGGCCUGCAUCCCAGGGGAGUGACAGGUGGCAAUUAGGCCGAGUUGGGUGGGGAGGUUCCCGGAAACCACUGUUCUCCUUGGAGCAGCCACCGGCAGCUGGAGUGUUUAUUUGAUUUCUGACUUGGUAAGCCUGUAAUUUUACCUGGUGUAGCAGACAGAACCCAGCUGUCCAAACCCCAAAAUAUCAUUAAAAACAGAUCCUGGGCCCGCCCCAAUCCAGGGGCACAGCCCAGGAUGACACCCCGGGAGUUCACUCUGUGCCCUGAAGGGGCUCCAGGAGCGCAGCAGGGGUGGAGGAGGGGGCUGGGCUGCGGGACAGCAGCCCCUCCGCUUGGACCUGGGAAGGGCUCUGGGAGCCAGUGCACCGGAAGAGACCCCUCCACGGACACAGGAAAGCAGUGAGCUCCGCAACAGUGUAGGGAUCUAGGCUCUGGCCUACAUGUUAGGGAUGUGCCUUUUGACUUCCUCCUCUAGGCCUCAUUUCCCAUCUGUAAUACAAAGCUUUUUGAUCUGCAAAGGACCUUCAGCCUGGGAAACUGUGUCUGCCAAGCUUGUCUCACAAUGAGCCCAGAGGCAACCUGGCAACCCUGAACGUGGAGCUCAGGUGGCCAUCAUGAAUCAGAGCUGGCACAUAAGGUGGAACCUAUUUUUAUUCUAGUGCUUACCUAAGAGUUUUCUCGUCCCAACAGCAAAGAUAGUCUCCUGUGCAUGUGCUUAGUCGUUCAGUCAUGUUCAGCUCUUGUGACCCUACGGACUGUAGCCCGUCAGGUCCUCUGUCCAUGAGAUUCUCCCAGGCAAUACUGGAAUGGGCUUAGUUAGGGGCACACCAGGCAUGUCUGUCCCGUUACCCAAAGGUUGGCAGAUGCUGAGCACACCUCACCUCCCAACCAAGCAGUGCUUAGGGAUGGAGCUGCAGCCUUGCUUUCAUCCGGAACAACUGAAAAAGUGUUCAUUGUUUAUGUACCUGGUAGUCAGACUUCAGCAACUUUUGCCAUCCGGUCACUAAGUGAAAUCAAAUAGGAAAACCCCUGAGUGGUGCCACAGCAGUAAAUGCACACAAGGCCCAUGUAUUUUAUCCCGAGAGUUAUCUCUGCUCAGCCAAGCGGUGCAGUGGCAGGAGAGAUGCCACCAUUUCCCUUUCUCUUGCUCAGGGCCUGGCUUGUUUACCUGGCCAGACUAGAAAGAUAAAUAAAGGUGGUCAGUUCAGACCCACUGACAGCAAUGGGAAGUCAAUGACAGCUGAUAGGUAAGGAGGAUGUGGAGAAAAAAAGCGAAAGGAGAAACACACAAGUUUUGCUAUUUGCGGUAUAAUCCUGGCCUCAAGAGCAAGUCAUCACGUCAGGUUCACUGUUUCAAACCAAGGUAGGUUUAGUAACAUGUUCUGGAAAAUUUCCUAAGAAAUAGGAAAAGAGGCAGCAGGCAUAACAAGAGCACAGAUUCUUGAAGCCAAAUGGACUUGAAUCCUGGGUACUCUUCCUCUGUAGAGCAGGAUAGUGGCUCUCUCCUUCCAAGCUAUUAAAAAAUCAUCUGUGUACACAAACAUUUAGUACCAUUCUGGCAUAUAAAUAUUUAACAACUAGUGAAAGUCAAUUGUGUUCAACUCUUCUGCAACCCCAUGGAUGGUAGCCCACCAGGCUCCUCUGUCCAUGGAAUUCUCCAGGCCAGAAUACUGGAGUGGGUAGCCUAGCCCUUCUUCAGGAAAUCUUCCUGACCUAGGAAUUGAACCCAGGUCUCCUGCAUUGCAGAUGGAUUCUUUACCAACUGAGCUACCAGAGAAGCCCCUAGGAAUACUGGAGUGAGUUGCAUUCCCUUUUCCAGGGGGUCUUCCUGACCCAAGGACUGAACCUGGGUCUCCUGCAUUGUAGGCAGAUUCUACUUAACAACUGGUAUCUGUUGGUUUUAUAACAAAAGAAUUUGCUAGUUUUGCGCCCCUUCUGUGCUUGGUCACUAAAACUUUCUUCUUCUGAGAAUGUAUUUUGUGGGUGAUGGUGUUUGUUCAGAGCUGUGCUUUUUCCUAAAACAUUUACACACCACAAUCCUUUGAGGACAGGACUUGUGUUCUCACUGCUUUAAAGGUCUGGGCAAGUGGCCGGUUAUGCGGCAGUGGCCGGGGCAGUGACUCCAUGCUGUGUGUUCCCAGGAGCCUGCUGAGGGCGCUCAGCGCUGCCGAGGUGCCCUGUAGGCAAUCUAGACAGGGCUUGUCCAUCCUGAGUGUCACUCCUCAUGGGGAGGCCCUUUAUAAGCACUCGACCCACUUUUUUUUUUUUAAUGUGCUUUUAUUACAGCAAUAAUGCAAUUUAGAAGGAAAGUUUGCAAAAAACAAAAAAAUAAAAUACAAUUCAAAUCACCAUAAUCCUACAAGUCAGAUAAACAUGCUAGUUAAUAUUUUGUUGAAUUUAUUUCUACGUUUUCUUA